CUUAACGUUUUACGUGUGUUGUCGUGUUUAAUUUGAAUAUAAAAGAUUUUAUUCCCCUGUUUAAAAAACACGUAGCAUAUCUUUUUAUAUAUAUAUAAAGAAGAAGUGAGAAUCGCAGCCUGAAGAUGCGGUUAAUAGAAGUUUACCGGCACCAAACAUCACGAGCUUAGCGAUGUUUUCAAAUCGCUCUGCUUCAAAGAAUUCAUGUGCAACAAUUGUUUUGAUUGGGCUCAAUAAACGGUGUACAUAAUGCGAAUCAACUUACGUAAAUUCAUCAUAAUAGGUUGUUGUUUAGGAUUAUUAUGGCUUAUUGCAUCCUACUCAUCGUUUAUACAAAUGCCAGUGUCCGGCUCCAAACACAGCUUAAAGGAUUUAGAAAAUAAAAUAGAUGAACUGCAAGAGAAAUUGCAAUACCAAAUUAGUGAUAGUAAUAAUUUAUUAGCUAAGUUAAGACAGCAAUUGAAAAAGACUGAAAAACAAAAGUUAGACUACCAAAAUUCCAAUGAAGAUGAUGUUGAUAUUCAGCGACGUAUCACCAACCCUAUUCUACCAAUAUUGGUUAUAGCCUGUGACAGAGUGACGGUGAAAAGAUGUUUGGAAAAGCUGGUAGAUUACAGACCAAACAAAGAUACCUUUCCAAUUAUUAUAAGCCAAGACUGUGGUCACAAUGCAACAUACCAAGUCAUCAAAUCCUUUACUGAGAAUGACCCAUCAGUGACGGUUGUGCAGCAACCAGACCUAUCAGAGAUUGCUCUGCCCAAAGAAGCUAUUAAGUUCAAGGGUUACUACAAAAUCUCCAGGCACUAUCGUUUUGCCUUAAACCAUGUUUUUAAAACAUUAAAGCAUGAUGCUGUUAUAAUUGUUGAAGAUGAUCUGGACAUCGCUCCUGACUUCUAUGAUUACUUCCUCGGAACUUACCCUCUUUUGUACAAAGAUCGGAGCAUUUGGUGCAUAUCAGCGUGGAACGACAACGGCAAGAGGCAGCUGAUAGACUCAAGCCGGCCGGAACUUCUGCACCGCACAGACUUCUUCCCCGGCCUGGGCUGGGUGCUGCGGAGAGAGACCUGGCUGCAGCUAGAGCCUAAAUGGCCUCAAGCAUAUUUCGACGACUGGCUGCGCGACCCGGAAAACACUCAAGGUCGCUCCUGCAUCCGACCUGAAAUAUCCCGGACAUACAACUUUGGGAAGGUUGGCGUCAGCAAGGGCCUGUUCUUUGACCGGCACCUAAAGUCCAUGAAACUGAACAUGGAUCCUGUGGAUUUCACCAAACUGAACCUUACCUACUUGAUUAAAGACAUAUACGACGAUCAGCUGACGUCGCUGGUAUACUCGCUGCCGGAGGCCCUGCCAGAGGACGUGAUCACCGGCUCGCUGACACACAACACGGUCCGCGUGACCUACACCUCCGCCAAGACGUACCAGCGGGCUGCCAAGAAGAUGGGGCUCAUGGAUGAUUUUAGAAGUGGCAUCCCCAGGACUGCGUAUCGUGGCAUUGUGACGUGCUUCAUCCGCGGCCGGCGCGUGUACCUCGCGCCCAGCGAGCCCUGGACGCACUAUGACCCGCACUGGGGCAGAUAAGACCAUAGACUAUAAUGCCUAGUAUCUAUAUUGUCUAUACUUCUAUGUAUAUAUUUAUACUUCUGUAAUAUUAUAAAA
Messenger RNA from Aricia agestis (brown argus), 1656 nucleotides. It is a transcript of the gene gly, whose product is annotated as alpha-1,3-mannosyl-glycoprotein 2-beta-N-acetylglucosaminyltransferase. The coding region runs from base 250 to 1578 and encodes 442 amino acids. The record is from RefSeq and is a predicted model, not a curated record. The transcript has 9 exons. Gene Ontology annotation, cellular component: Golgi apparatus. Lineage: Eukaryota; Metazoa; Arthropoda; Insecta; Lepidoptera; Lycaenidae. Gene Ontology annotation, molecular function: alpha-1,3-mannosylglycoprotein 2-beta-N-acetylglucosaminyltransferase activity. Gene Ontology annotation, biological process: protein N-linked glycosylation.